AUGGUCUCUUUCUGGGCCUCGGCCAUUGCGGUAGGGCUGUCUCUUCUUCAAGCAGCAGAGGCACAAACCUACAACGAGCUCUAUCGACCGCGCUACCAUUUUACACCGGCCAAGAACUGGAUGAAUGACCCCAAUGGUCUUCUCUAUCACAAUGGAGUCUACCAUCUCUACUACCAGUAUAACCCUGGCGGAGACACUUGGGGCGCCAUGUCCUGGGGCCAUGCAACAAGCGACGAUUUGACCCACUGGGAGCACCAACCGGUGGCCCUUCAGGCGCGCGGAUACCCAGGUGAAAUCACCGAGAUGUUCUUCUCUGGCUCCGCUGUUGCUGAUACGGAGAAUACGAGCGGGUUUGGUCAGGGUGGCAAGGUUCCUUUUGUGGCCAUGUAUACCUCCUAUUAUCCCAACUCGCGCAAUCUUCCUAGCGGCAAAUCAGCCAAUGGCGGACAGCAAGCGCAGUCAAUCGCAUACAGCGUGGACGAAGGCAUGACCUGGAGAACGUACGACGCUGCCAACCCCGUGAUUCUUAACCCACCAGCACCCUAUGCAGACCAGUGGCGUGACUUCCGAGACCCAUUCGUGUUCUGGCACGAGCUAACGGAGAAAUGGGUGUCAGUAAUCGCGCUAGCCCAACUCCACAAACUGCUCAUCUAUACUUCGCCUAACCUGAAGGAGUGGACGUACACCAGUGAGUUCGGCCCGAUGAACGCUGUGGGUGGUGUUUGGGAGUGUCCCAGCAUCUUCCCGCUAGCCCUCGACGGCGACGAAGCCAAGACCAAGUGGGUUGUACAGAUUGGAAUUAACCCUGGUGGACCCCCUGGUGUCGUCGGGUCGGGGACGCAAUACAUGGUUGGCAGUUUCAAUGGGACUGCUUUCGUUGCGGAUCCGGAUGUUCCGCCUCCAGCUUCAACAUCCACGGCGACCACUACUGCUACGCAGACAUCCACUACCACCUGCAACUGCCCGAGCGAAACUGGAACAUCAGGAAACGUCACGUUCCAAGACUUCGAGGGUACAGCCAACUUUGCCUCGCGCGGCUGGGUUGCCACGGGCGGCCUGGUCGGAGCUGCGCCGGCUCAGGGGACUCUUCCCGGCCAGCAAACAGUCUCUGGCUAUGCUGGUUCUCGCCUCGUCAAUACCUUCCUGAGCGGAGACUCCACCACCGGCACGCUCACCUCGCCGUCGUUUACAAUCACGCGACCGCUUAUCAAUUUCUUGAUUGGUGGUGGCAACGCACCAGGCGCGGAAUGUAUCAACUUGAAGAUCCAGGGGCAGACCAACCCCGUGCGGACGGCCACAGGCCGCAAUGAGGAGAGGCUCCUACCGCAGACCUGGGAUGUCACCGAGUACAUUGGGCAGACUGCCGCCUUGGAGAUUGUGGAUUCGCAGACGGGCGGGUGGGGGCAUAUACUCAUUGACCAGAUAACGUUCACCGGAAAUGCUCCCACCCAGCCGCCGCCCACCGGCGGAGCGGGUUUGUGGGAUUUCAAUGGCACCGCUACCUACGAGAGUCGCGGGUGGACUGCUACUGGGGAUCUGGUCGGCAAGAGCCCAGCGCAAGGCACCCUGACGGGACAGAAUGUCGUCUCUGGUAACCGCGGAAAUCUAGUCAACACGUUCUACAACGGCGAUGCGACAACGGGAACUCUAACGUCGCCCACUUUUACAAUCACCAAGAAGAAUAUCAACUUCCUCAUCGGCGGCGGAAAUGCUCCCGGUGUGCAGUGCAUCAACCUCAAGGUUGGCGGCCAGGUUGUCCGCACCGCCACGGGCAGUGACAGUGAACAGCUCCUGCCAAAGAGCUGGGACGUGACACAGUUUGUUGGUUCGAGCGCGGUCAUUGAGAUUGUCGAUUCCAGCACAGGCGGAUGGGGCCAUAUCCUCGUGGAUGAAAUCUCCUUCUCGGAUGCAUCGGCUGAGCCACGGGGCACCAACUGGAUGGACUGGGGACCUGACUACUAUGCUGCGGCACCAUUCAAUGGAUUGCCGGCUGCUGAGCGCACCAAUAUUGCCUGGAUGAACAACUGGCAAUACGCGACCAGGAUUCCUACAUUCCCCUGGCGCAGCAUGCUCUCCAUCCCGCGGAAACUGUCACUCAAGACCAUCAAGGGGUGGCCGACUCUCAUCCAGCAACCUGUGGCCAACUGGGCCAACCUGCAGACAGGAACGUACUCUGAUGCUCUGGCCACUGUAGCUGAAGGAACGCGAUCCGUUCCGCUUUCUUGGAAAUCCCUCGAUAUCACCGUGACAUUCUCCGACCGGAACGCGGGCUCAUUUGGGUUCCUCCUCAGAGCAACAUCUGACCAGGCGCAGCAGACCCGAAUCGGGUACGACUUUGGCACAAAGAGGAUCUUUGUUGAUCGGACCAAGUCUGGGAACGUCGGCUUUGACGGGACUUUUUCGAACACUUAUUACGCACCGCUGGCUCCUGGUAGUGAUGGCAAGGUCACCCUGCGCAUCCUCCUUGAUUCAUCCUCGGUUGAAGUCUUCGGUGGAGUGGGCGAGGUCACAUUGUCCGCGCAGAUCUUCCCGCAGGACACGGGUGUUGAUGCUCGGCUUUUCUCGACUGGUGGCAGUACAAGUAAUGUCGCAAUCGAUGCAAAAGUUCUGGGGUCCAUCUAUGAUCAGCCUCCAAGCAGCUCCAGCAGUAUCAGUAGCACGACCAGUACAACCAGCACUACGAGCAUUAAAACCACCGUGACAAGCACCACACUGACCACGACCACGAGUGCCACAAGCACAAGCACACGCACCAGUGCCCGCCCCACCGCUACUACUCCCGUCGACUACCGACCCGUGUUCCACUUCGUCCCCGACCAGAACUGGAUGAACGAACCCAACGGCCUGAUCAAGAUUGGAUCGACAUGGCACCUAUUCUUCCAACACAACCCCACUGGGAACUUCUGGGGGAAUCUCAGCUGGGGCCAUGCAACCAGCACGGAUCUCAUAUCCUGGGACCAUAAACCAGUGGCGAUCUCCAGUGCAGACGGGGUACAGGCCUUCACGGGGACUGCAUAUUUCGACGAACAGAAUCUAUCUGGAUUGGGGUCGGCGUCGAACCCGCCAUACCUCGCGUUCUAUACGGGAUACUUCCCCUCGACGGGGGUGCAGGAUCAGCGGCUGGCGUAUAGUCUCGACCAGGGUGUUACAUGGAUCAAAUAUGCGGGCAAUCCCAUCAUCUCGAAAGCCCAGGAAGAGCCGCAUGAUAGCACCAAGGGUCUGGAAACCCGGGAUCCCAAGGUCUUCUUCCAUAAGCCAUCGAACAGGUGGGUCAUGAUCCUCGCACACGGCGGCCAGAAUAAAGUGACCUUCUGGACAUCCCCUAAUGCACUGGACUGGACCUGGAGAAGCGACUUCACUGCUAGUAACAUCCCCAACCUACCAGGCGGAGUCAAGUGGGAGGUUCCGGACUUCUUCGAGCUCACUAUCCAAGGCACAACGCAGAAGAAAUGGGUGAUGAUAGUCACCCCUGCGGAUGGUUCACCCGCUGGCGGCAACGGCGUCUUUGCAGUCACUGGGUCUUUCAACGGUGCAGUCUUUACAGCGGAUCCCGUUGACCUCAGCCCCGGCGCAUUCUGGCUCGACUACGGUCGCGACUGGGACGGGGCGCUUAUGUGGGAGAAUGUUCCCGCGAGCGAUGGUCGUGUCAUUCUUGCCUCCAUCAUGAAUAGUUAUGGUGGAGACCCUCCAACAAAUACCUACAAGGGCAUUCUGUCGUUCCCCCGCACACUGGAGCUCCAGCAGGUCAACGGCAAGCUGCGAUUCCGGCAGCAGCCCGUGGAUGAGAUCAAUAACUACGCGUGGCCCCUUGCGCAGAUCAAGAAUCAAAACAUCGCCCCGAGACAGACAUUGCUCUCCAACAUCCGCGCCAGGACACUGGAUAUCGAAAUGACCUUUACACCCUCCCCCGGCUCCACACUCACUCUGGCCGUUAGAAAAUCAGGUUCGCAACAGACCCUUAUCAGGUACGCGCAGAGCUCCAGCCAGCUCUCGGUCGAUCGCAACGCGAGCGGGAAUACGUCAUAUAACUCUGCCGCGGGCGGCGUCCACACUGCGACUGUGAAGCCUGCUGCGAAUGGAGAGGUCCACUUGCGUGUCUUGGUUGAUGUGUCCGCUAUCGAGGUAUUCGGAGGACAGGGCGAGGUUGUGAUUUCGAACUUGAUCUUCCCUGACGUCUCGGCUGAUGGUCUUUCCCUCGAGGUGGCUGGAGGAUCGGUAGCGUUGGGCCAGGUAGUAGUGCGCGAGAUUCUGCUUUGA
Molecule: messenger RNA, 4257 nt
Organism: Aspergillus affinis
Lineage: Eukaryota; Fungi; Ascomycota; Eurotiomycetes; Eurotiales; Aspergillaceae
Product: glycosyl hydrolase family protein
Exons: 2
Coding region: 1-4257 (1418 amino acids)
Biological process (GO): sucrose catabolic process
Molecular function (GO): sucrose alpha-glucosidase activity
Source: RefSeq, a predicted model, not a curated record